GCACGGUGCCCUCAGCAGGAAAAGCCUCGCAUCACGAUUAGAGGCCCCCGCGCAUGCGUGCACGCUCAACGUUACCCAGGUAAACUCCACCAUGGCGGCUAGAGGCCAUGUGCAAGAUCCCAACGACAGGAGGCUCAGACCGAUAUACGAUUAUCUUGAUAAUGGCAACAAUAAAAUGGCAAUCCAGCAGGCGGAUAAACUGCUGAAGAAGCAUAAGGAUCUGCACUGUGCCAAGGUCCUAAAGGCCAUCGGUCUGCAGAGAACCGGGAAGCAGGAUGAAGCCUUCACUUUGGCCCAGGAAGUGGCCACCCUAGAGCCCACCGAUGACAAUUCGCUACAGGCUCUGACUAUACUGUACAGAGAGAUGCACCGCCCCGAGUUAGUAACCAAGCUGUAUGAAGCUGCGGUGAAGAAGGUCCCUCUCAGUGAGGAGUAUCACUCUCACCUCUUCAUGGCUUAUGCUCGUGUGGGGGAGUACAAGAAGAUGCAGCAGGCGGGAAUGGCCCUCUAUAAAAUUGUCCCCAAGAAUCCUUACUAUUUCUGGUCUGUCAUGAGUCUGGUGAUGCAGGCCAUCUCAGCACAGGAUGAAAAGCUGGCCCAGACCAUGUACCUGCCUCUGGCAGAGCGCAUGGUCGAGAAAAUGGUCAGGGAAGAAAAGAUCGAAGCAGAGGCAGAGGUACAACUGUAUUUUAUGAUCCUGGAACGCCUGGGAAAAUGUGUAGAGGCCCUCGACGUGAUUAGAGGUCCACUUGGGGAGAAACUGACCAGUGAGUUACAGAGCAGAGAGAACAAGUGUAUGAUGCUCUACCAGAGGCUACAGCGCUGGCCAGAGUGCAACUCCUUGGCCCACAAGCUGCUACUCAAAAACCCUGAUGAUUGGCAGUUCUAUCCCUGCUACUUCGACUCUCUCUUCCACCUGAUGGACGAUUCAUGGACCCCGCCAGAGGAAGGAGAGCACUGUGUAGAGGGUUCAGUACAUUAUACUGUGGCUGAAGUGGUCAGGUUCGUAGAAGAGAGAAUUAAAGGGGAGGACAGCAAAGAGUCUCGUCCACUCAGAGGCCCCUACCUAGCCCGCCUGGAAUUAAUACACAGACUAAGAGAGAAGGGCUGUCCCGAAGAAAGCCAACUAGGUGAGCCCUUAGAGUUAAUGCUGCAGUUCUUUGGGAAGUUCGGAGACAAACCUUGCUGCAUCACAGACCUAAAAUUAUACCUACACCUGCUCUCACCUGACCAGCACAUUCAGUUCAUAAACCGACUAGGUGAAGCAGUUCCACUGGGGGAAGGAGGAGAGGAGGGAUUUGCUUUUCCGGAGGAUACCAAAGCGCUACAAAGGCAUUUGUGUGUGUGUCAGCUGAGCCGUGCACUCGGACUGCAUCACGCUCUCGAUACGGAUGGAAAGCUGCGGCUUAUCACAGAGCUCAAAGCUCACUAUCAUCAUGGGCUCCAGUUUGGGAAGACGUCUCUGAAGACGGAGCUGCAGUUUUCUGACAUGUAUUGUCUCAUGGCAGCUCACGUAUAUAUCGACCUAUGGAAAGAGAACGGAGACGAGAACAUGGUGUUGCAGUGUUUGGGUCUCCUCCAGGAGGGUCUGUCCCACAGCCCCUCCAACGCCCAGUUCAAGCUGCUGCUGCUGCUCCUCUACUGUCACCUGGGAGCCUUCGAGCCUGUCGUGGAUCUCUACUCCAGCUUGGACGCCAAGCAUGUACAGCAUGACACCAUAGGGUAUCUGUUAACACGUUAUGCUGAGUCAUUGGGUCAGUUUGCUGCUGCCUCGCAGUCCUGUAAUUUCUCCCUCAGGUUUUUCCACUCUAACCAGAAAGAUACCUCAGAGUAUAUCAUCCAGGCAUAUAAGUAUGGAGCAUUUGAAAAAAUCCCAGAGUUCAUUGCUCUCAGGAGCAGGUUGAACCAAUCGCUGCACUUUGCCCAGGUCCGCACGGAGAGGAUGCUGCUGGACCUAUUCCUGGAGGCCGACAUUGUGCUGAGUCUGGAGGAGAGUGUGAAGGCCAUGGGACUGUCUCCAGAGGAGGAUGACAUUCCCUGGGAUAGCAUAAGGGACAACAGAGACUUGACUGUCUUUACCAGCUGGGACCCCAAGGACAGACAUUUGACUGAGGAGCACAGGCGCCUGUCUCUAGAGGAGGAAUCUGUUUGGCUGAGGAUACGUUCUCUAACACUUCGCCUGCUUGCCUCAUUGGCCCUGCUGGGACACACUCCCUCGCAACAAAACUCUGAGAUGGCCAAUGAAAAUGGUGUAGGAGACAAGUCGUCCAUCCUCAGCAGCCUGCUCUCCCAGCUCGACCAGACUUUACAGACAGCAGCUCAGAUAGCAGAAAAACACACACAAUAUCCAUUCCUGGGACCCCCCUCCACUCGCCUGGCCCCAGCCCUGUCCAGUGGCAGCUGUCAGUGCCAGGUUGCUGCCCUCCAGCUCUCUGUCCAUCUGCAGGAGCUGGAGACUCUCGGACUCGAUGAGUCAUCAGAGCUUCAAACCCAGAUCUGUAACGGUUUCAAAUCAUUAGUAGUACAGCUUCAAGAAAUACUGAAUAAAUGCAAAGGAGAUUUAUUGGAAAUGAAGGACAGCAGAUUAAAAACAUGGCCUUCCUUAUUAGAAAUCCACGUCUUCUUUGUUGAGACGGUUUGCAUAGUGUUCUGGAUGGCUAGUUACUGUGCCAAGGUUCUUCGACCACUCAAGGCGAGUCUUCAGAAGAAGAAAAAGAAGAAAAAGGACACAAACACAGCGCUGCCAGCGGUGGUGUGUGGGUUCCAGGAGUUCACUGGGAGCUUGCAGGAGCUGCUUGCCCAGGCUUUGGAGCAUAUAAAGGGGCAAGAGACUGGCAUGACGGCCCUUAAACUGGCCAGUUUCACCUUGGAGGGACACACACAGGAGGAAGGGUCGUUUAUCAAGGCUGCUAUGGACAAGGUGCAAAGCAGUUACCUGCGCUCGCUACAAGAGGUGGGAGAUCUGCUGAAGAAGAGAGCAGAAACUCUAAAGAACCUCAAGAUCUGAACUCCAUCACACACCCCCAAAACAAGAUUACUGUUCUCCCACUAUCACCCUCCAACGCCGUACAGCACCAUCUUACCGUCAGCCCACCAGCUAAUCUACACAAGGCCUACUUUCCCUGAACCCCCACCCCGAUUUUUCACCUACUUCCUUUUUUUUUCUCCAUAUUUUUCUUUAGGUUUGUUGAGCCUACCGUCUGAAUAUUCUUUUUUCUUUCACUCCCUUACAUACACAGACACACACACACAAACACAAACACACAAAGACAUACGCACACCUCUGGAACAUUCACAACUCUUAUAGCACAUAACCUUGUAAGUUAGUCGUGAAUUUAUACAGCAAUUAUAAGUGAAAAUGAGGAAAAAGACAUGCUCCAUAAAAAAAAUAAGAGCAUUUUAGAAAAUGAAAAAGCAGUUUUAGAUUAACUACUCUAAUAAAUUAUUGUACAUAGUCUGCAGAUUAAAGAUCUUCAACUACCACAAACUCCUUGACUGAAUGAGAAUAUACAGUAAAUACAUAAUAAACCACUAUUCUUUUUUUGUCAGUUGUUUCCCCUUUAUUGUUUCCCUUUAUUGUUUUCUGUUGAUUCCCAGAGCGAUCUUCAGUUCCUCUAGCAAAGUAACCCCAAAGGGUCCAGACACAUUGAAGUUGCAACUAUUAAAAAGGAAAGUUCUGCUUUUGAGCAUGCUGCUUUUCCAGCUGUAUCUAUCCUGCAAGUGCAAGCAGGCAAAGUUUUGCAUCAUAUUUCCAAAUUUGCAGGAAUGUAUACCGAUGCACUCUAUGGAAAUAUGGACACCCGGCACAGAGCAAACAGUAGAAGGCCUUAGAACUGAACUUUCCCAUUCAUUUUUUUUGUUUUGUUUUGUUUUCUUCUUUGAUUGUCUUUUUUUUUUUUUUUUUUUGCUUUGUCUAUCUUGUGUGUUGCGUUGGUACUGAAAAUGGAACCACCUCUGUAGUUGAAGUAUUAUUAUAGAGCAAGGAAGGGAUAAGCUACAUCAACAAGAUUUUUUUUUAAAAGGUCAAUUUGUGUCUUGGCUCUUGGCUUUUACACUGAACAGUGUUUUUUUUUUUUUUUAACAUCCUGUUGUGGAAUUGGACAUCGUCAUAGUUCCAGCACAACAGAAAUCAGUUAUGGGUCAAACAGACAGAAUCUUUUAUAAAUCUAGUUAUUUUUCAACGUCUGAUUAAAUAAAUGUAAUCAUUUAUGCAGUCAUGUAGAAUUAUGUUAUAAUCGAUGUUUCCCCACUCAAACCAUGAGUUUGUGGUGGCUAUGCGAUCAUGGCAUCACUAUGAGACCACUUGAUUUUAGUCGAACAACUUACAGAGCAGACACAAUCAACAUUUUCAUGAAUAUUCGUGUUGAUACCGAACACCCUCUGAAUCUAAUGCCACUGAGAAUGUGGAACAUAAGUUGGGCCAAAAGUGCCUGUGUCCCUUUUACAGACCAGAAUAACUGAGAGGAUUUUGUCUACUUUGACCCAAAUCUGAUUACACUCUAGAGAGACACUUGUUUUCUGCAAAAAAAAAACAAACAAACAAAAAAAAAAGCAUUUCUUCUGUCGAAUAUUUCAUCCAGAAAAGAAUCUUUUACAGUUUAAUUUGUCACAGCUUAGACCCAGAGAGGUGCGUUUCAUAAAUAAUUAAACAUUGGACCUAACUGUAAAUAAAUGUUAAUGCAACCUUUGAAAGUACCGUGUGCAAGGACAUUAGUUGAAUGUGUGUUUUGAAAGCAGCUGCAGUAGAUAUGAGAUUUGUCCUGUAUUAAUGUUUUUCUUUCCUUUUUUUUUUUAUUUGUCAUUCCCAACUUAGGCACCCACCUCAUUUUCUUAAACCAAUGAUUUCUCCAUCGUCCCUCCAUCUUCUCGGUUCAUAUACAAAAUGUAUAUCAAAGCCCUUUUUCUGUUUUGUUGAAUCAUUUCUGACUGUUUGAAAUCAGAAACAAACAAACAAAAAAAUAGAUGUAACCCAUGAGAGAUCACCAACAGUUAACAAGCAGACUGUAACAUUGUUUACAAUUUCUAAUACCAUCGAGGAGCACUGACAGCUGUGUGACUAUUGCCACUGCAGGUAAUGUGCAGUUCGGUUUGUUUGGGUUUACGAUUCUUGUUUUUAUGAAGAAACCGAAGAGCAGCGAGGAAAAAACUGUGAGCCAGUGGUGAUUGCCCCGCCCCCCUCCAUCCCUCCCCUCCUUGUUUCUCUUGUAUAUGCAUACAGACACACAGACACACACACACCUCUACAAAUAAAUGCCUUUCACAGACUCAUGCCCAACUGCUUGAGAGGAGCGCGGCUGGAGAGAUGUUUGUGAUCCGACUAGAUGUUUUUUUUGUUGAGGCUCAGAAUAAUGGUUGACAAUCUGGAGUGUCAUCUCACCUUCUCCUUCUUUUGUUAGAAAAUGGAAAACAGAAACACUGGAAUGUCAAAGCUUUUUUUAAAUAAAAUGAGUAAAUA
This is a messenger RNA of Myripristis murdjan (pinecone soldierfish), 5455 nucleotides long. RefSeq names its product N-alpha-acetyltransferase 25, NatB auxiliary subunit (gene naa25). Gene Ontology annotation, cellular component: cytoplasm; NatB complex. Gene Ontology annotation, biological process: N-terminal peptidyl-methionine acetylation. The record is from RefSeq and is a predicted model, not a curated record. Lineage: Eukaryota; Metazoa; Chordata; Actinopteri; Holocentriformes; Holocentridae. Bases 92 to 3007 code for a protein of 971 amino acids. The transcript has 24 exons. Gene Ontology annotation, molecular function: protein binding.